Molecule: messenger RNA, 2661 nt
Organism: Heterostelium album PN500
Lineage: Eukaryota; Evosea; Eumycetozoa; Acytosteliales; Acytosteliaceae
Gene: psmD2
Product: 26S proteasome regulatory subunit S2
Exons: 7
Coding region: 1-2661 (886 amino acids)
Biological process (GO): regulation of protein catabolic process; proteasome-mediated ubiquitin-dependent protein catabolic process
Cellular component (GO): proteasome storage granule; nucleus; proteasome regulatory particle, base subcomplex
Molecular function (GO): enzyme regulator activity
Source: RefSeq, a predicted model, not a curated record
AUGCCAUCUGAAAAAGAUUUAAAUAAUAAUAGUAGUAGCACAACAACAACAACAACUACAGAUCCAAAACAACCACAACCACCAACUGGAAAGAGUGCACCAAACAAGAAAAAGGAUGAUAAGAAAGAUGAUGCUCUUUCACCAGAAGAUGAGAAAUUAAAGACUGAUUUAGAGUUGUUGGUAGAAAGAGUAAGAGAUACAAAUGCCGAAAUUGUUAUGGCAUCAUUGGAAGCUUUGAAGGCUGAAAUCAAAUCAUCUACAUCUUCCAUGACCUCUGUGCCAAAACCAUUGAAAUUCCUCAGACCCCACUACCAAACUCUGCUCGAUUCCUACAAGAAACUAUCUGAAGGAAAACAAAAGAAAUCAUUGGCUGAUAUUCUAUCAGUUUUAGCUAUGGCCAAUGGAAACGAAGAGACAAGAGACACCUUGAAAUAUAAAUUGUUGGGAUCGGGUGAAUCGAUUUCAUCGUGGGGACACGAGUACGUACGUCAUUUGGCGAUGGAGAUCGGUGUGGAGUACGAUAUCAAGAAGGAGGAGAAUCAGUCGGUCGACGACCUCUUGUUGCUGGUCGACGAGAUCGUUCCCUUCCAGAUGGCACACAACGCCGAGCCAGAGGCAUGCGAUCUCCUCUUGGAAGUCGAACAACUCACCAAACUCUUUAACUACAUCGACGAGAACAACUACACACGUGUCUGUCUCUACCUCACCAGCUGUGCAUACUACGUACCGGGUCCAGAGGAUAUCAACAUCCUCAAGAUCGUCGUUGAAAUCUAUAUCAAAGCCAAACAAUACCCAGAUGCUUUGAGAGUUGCUCUUAAAAUAGAUAACAAUGAUAUUAUAACAAACAUCUUUAAAUUAGCUGAAAAUAAUAAGUCAACAUUGGAACAAUUGGCAUUCAUUGCUUCAAGACAAAAGAUUGUUCCAAACAACUUUGAUGUCUCGCCAGUCUCUGAUAUAAUUAAUAAUACAAAGCUUAGUGAAUACUUUUUGAAUUUGGCAACUGAUCUCGAUGUUCGUGAGCCAAAACUUCCAGAGGACAUCUUCCAAUCACAUCUUGAAAACACUACUGGUACCGCUCCAGAGUCAGCACGUAUCAAUCUUGCUUCCUCCUUUGUAAAUGCAUUUGUUAAUUGUGGUUUUAUUAAAGAUAAAUUAAUGGCUGAUGAUGAAAAAUGGUGGUACAAAAACAGAGAUUUGGGUAUUAUGAGUACUGUUGCAUCGUUGGGUAUGGUUUAUUUAUGGGAUGUAGAUAAUGGAUUGAGUAAGAUUGAUAAGUAUUUGUACUCGACCGACGAGAAUGCAAAGAGUGGUGCCAUCUUGGCCACCGGUAUGAUGUCCUGUGGUAUCAGAAACGACGUCGAUCCAGUCAUUGCACUGAAUGUUGAGCAUCUCACCAAUCCAUCGGUUACCAUUCGUACUGCCGCCGUUCUCUCGCUCGGUUUCGCCUACGUCGGUACUAGACGUGAAGACUUGCAAUCGUAUAUCGUUCCAAUCAUCGAGGACAACACCAUCGGAAUGGAGCUGGUCGGUAUCGCUGCACUGUCACUCGGUUUGAUCUUUGUCGGUAGUUGUGACGACACACUUUCCACCCUGUUUGUUCAGACCCUGAUGACUCGUGACAAGACCUCGCUCAACAGUACCUACUGUCGUUUCAUGCACUUGGCGCUCGGAUUGUUGUAUCUCGGAAAGCAAGACGAAGCCGAGUUGACAUUGGAGACUCUCAAGGCUAUCGAGGGUGCACCCGGAGAAUACGCCCGUCUCACCGUAGAAGCCUGUGCCUUUGCCGGAACCGGUAAUGUCUUGAAAGUCCAAAAUAUGUUGCAUUUCUGUUGCGACGGUAAAGAGAAUCCAAAUCACUCGCUUGCCGUCCUCUCGAUCUCGUUGAUCGCCAUGGGUGAGGAGCUAGGUUCCGACAUGUGUUUGCGUACCUUUGACCAUCUCCUUCAGAAGGGUAACAUCAACAUUCGUCGUGCCAUUCCAUUGGCACUCGGUUUGUUGUCUGCAUCGAAUCCAAAGAUCACCGUCAUGGAUAUCCUCUCCAAGUUGAGUCACGACACCGAUCCUGAGGUCAGCCAAGGUGCCAUCCUCGCACUCGGACUCAUCGGUGCCGGAACCAACAAUGCCCGUAUCGGUGGAAUGCUAAAGGCAUUGGCUGUGUUUUACUCGAAGGAGACUCACUUGUUCUUUGUUAGAAUGGCACAAGGACUUCUCCAUCUCGGUAAGGGUACACUCACCAUCAACCCAUAUCACAACGAUCGUACCCUUAUGUCACCAGUCGGUGUCUCUGGUCUAUUAGUUUUAUUACAUGCCGCAUUAGAUAUUAAAAACUUACUUACAACUAAAGCUCACUAUUUAUUCUAUUCAAUUGUAAUGUCUAUUUAUCCAAGAAUGUUGAUGACAUUAGAUGAAAAUCUUAAGCCAUUGCCAGUUUCAGUUCGUGUAGGACAAAGUGUAGAUACAGUUGGUCAAGCCGGUAAGCCAAAGACUAUCACUGGUUUCCAAACACAUACUACACCUGUAUUAUUAGGUUUUAACGAUCGUGCUGAAUUGGCAACCGAUGAUUAUAUCCCAUUGUCAUCUGUAUUGGAAGGUAUUGUAAUCUUAAAACCAAAUCCAAAUGCCACUCAAAUCCCAGUACCAAAGUCCGCAGCUAAAAAGUAA